Messenger RNA from Symbiodinium sp. CCMP2592, 369 nucleotides. NCBI's taxonomy places the organism in Eukaryota, Dinophyceae, Suessiales, Symbiodiniaceae. The record is from the annotation of a GenBank genome assembly.
AUGCCGUUAGUCAAGAUCUUCUCCAAGCAGCCGCUCAAAGUGCCCGUGAGCAUGCUGCACACCACACUGGCCAAGAUUUGGGGCGUCAGCACUACGCCAGAAGUUCUGAAGGUGCUGAACCUCCCGCUCUUCGAUGCCAGUGGCUACGAAGAUGUCUUCGUGGACAUCCGCGCUAAGCAGAAGGUGGAACGCACCGCCGAGGUCCUCCAAGACUGCUGCCAGCAAACCGCGGACCUUCUCAGCCAGACCGGUCACAGCUGCCGAGUCCGCCUUGAGGUCUACGAGCCGUCGCUGCAGUUCACUGCACCCAGAAAGAGGCCUCCGUCCACCCGUGAGAAGUUGACAACGAACCCGUUUCAAGAGGAGUAG